CUCACCUGGGAUCGCGCCCCUUGCCGCUCUGGGAAGUUGUGUCGCCGCGGUGCAGUCACCUCCACCCGGAGAGCUCCCGCUGCUGUGCUGGUCGCGCUCGGCUCUGUCCUCUUCCUUUAACCCUCUACCGUCCCUGGAGACGAGGGGGCGGGGUCCGACGGUGCGCUGGGAAAGGCAGGCGAGCUGGCGCCCAGGUAUGUUCUUCCACAAGGGCUGGGCGGGGGAGAGGACGGUGUCCGAGCAAUCGGGAGAGCAGGCUGAGAAGAUGCCACGGUCGCCACCACCUCAAGGAGAUCCCAGGGAGUCCAGCCCGUCCAAGGCCCCCAAGAAGCACGCCACUUUCCACAUCUGGCGCUCCAAAAAGAAGCAGCAGUCUCCGCGGUCAGAUUGUGGCGUGUUCGUUCCUCACCCGUCCCCCGCUCUGGUUGGCGAAGCCAGAGUUUUGAAUAUACCUAAUGAAAGUCAAGAAGAGUUCCAGGAAUUUACAUUGCACACUGCCAACGAGGUGGCUGGUCCCUCACCUGCAGAAUCUGGGCUGCAUAAAAAGUCCAGAGCACAACCACCAGAAGACAACAGAAGGAAGCCUGUUUUAGGGAAACUUGGCACUCUAUUCACUGCAGGAAGGAAAAGGAGCACCAGAAAUGGGUUAGAGAGCCCCACCAGCUCAAGUGUCAAAUCUGUCUCUUCCAAAGAUAUAACCUCUUCUAAACUCCCUGAAAGAGAGGGCGAGAAGAGUGAGUCUCAGAGCAGCCAACCAAAGCAGACAGACAGGAGCGAGGAGGGCUCCCCUCAGGGGGCAGACGGCGAGCACUCAGAGAGUUGUGUCCAGGCAGUCCCCCGUGACGCCGAUCUGUCACCUUGCUGUAGCAGCAGUGCAGCGGCCGUGCAGCAGUGCCAUGAAAGUGAUUCACCCCAAUUAAAACCUCUGCAGGCAGGAGGAGAGACUUUCCCAGAUGCCACCACCGCUGCCAAGCAGCUGCAUUCCUCACCAGGGAAUUCCUCUAGGCAAGAGCACGCAGAGACGCCUUCCCGCAGUCUGGGGGCGGACCCUUUGCCCGGCGCUGGAGGUGAACAGGAGACAGCCUGGGAUGCGAGGGGUGUGCCGGGGUCGCCCACCCGGGAGCAGUCUGCUGGAGGACUAGAGGAAGCCCCCAGCGUAGGUACUGUAGAAAGUUCUCUGCUGCCCCUAGACGCCCGCAGCCAGCCCCGCGAGAGCGCAUCUGCUCUGCCAGGUGACUCUCCUGCCGAGUGCACAGAGAAUAAGAUCAGCACCGGGCAGGCCAGCGGCACAGACGCGCGUGGCGAUCGCGCCCAUCCCUCCAAAGUGUUGACUUUGGAUAUCUAUUUGAGUAAGACUGAGGUGUCGCAGGUGGAAGAGCCGGUCGUGGUUACCUCCGGAACCGAGGAUUGCGGCGAUUCCGACGACAUGGAGAAGAGAUCGGGCGCUCGCAGAUCGGGCAAGCGGAGGAAAUCUCAGAAAUCCACCGACUCCCCUGGCUCAGACGCCACGCUACCCGAGAGCGCGGCGAGGGACGACGCGGUGUUCGACGACGAGGUGGCGCUAAAUGCGGCUACAGAGAGUAUCUCCGCGGAAAAGAAAGUGAAAUCUCCGCGAGCGGCCCUCGACGGGGGCGUUGCCUCAGCUGCAGGCUCGGAGUCCAAGUCCAGCCCCGGCCCCAAAGGGCAGCUCCGAGGGGAGUCGGACCGGAGCAAACAGCCACUCCCGGCUUCGUCCCCCACCAAGAGGAAGGGCAGGAGCCGCGCCCCGGAGGCUGUGCCCAGCCAGCUUGCCAGCGGUCCGCGGGCUCCUGCCAAGGAGUCCCCACCCAAGAGGGGGCCGGCGUCCGACCCCGGCGUGGUCGACAGCGGGGAGGAGGCGGCCCGGGUCAUCCCUCGUGAGCUCACUGUCAAGAGCAGCUCGUUGCUGCCGGAGUUCAAGCCUGAGCACAAGAGGGGCCCGCUCCCCAACCACUUCGACGGCCGGGCAGAGGGAGGCCGAAGCAAAGAACUGGGCAGAUCGUCCGGAGCUUCGGACGCCGACUGCUUGAAGCCCAGGAACCAAUUCGGUGCGGGCAGGUCGACCGUAACCACUAAAGUGACCCUACCUGCCAAACCCAAACAUGUGGAAUUAAACCUUAAAACUCCUAAGAAUCCUGACAGUUUGGGAAAUGAACAUAAUCCAUUUAGCCAGCCAGUUCAUAAGGGAAACACUGCCACCAAAAUCUCCUUAUUUGAAAAUAAACGAGUGAACAGUAGCCCAAGACACACUGACAUUCGAGGCACAAGGAACAUUCCUGCCUCAAAUAAGACAUUUGUUGGGAGAGCAAAGCUGAAUUUAGCCAAAAAAGCCAAGGAAAUGGAGCAACCAGAAAAAAAAGUAAUGCCAAACAGUCACCAUAAUGAUGUGGUGAUGAAGGAGCCCUCUGCAGAAACCAAAGUCACUGUCCCCAAAGAAGAGAUUCUCUCAGUAGCCAGAGAAACAGGAGGGGAGCCCACUGAAGGUGAAGCUCUUGGUCCCCAGUCUAACCAAGAUGACAAAGCAGAUGUGCAAAUAGAUGCUGGCUGUCCUUCAGAACCAGUGGUUGCUGCUCUGACUCCUGUCAAGGACCAUAAACUCUUAGGAGAGGACAACUCUGAGACUGCUGACAGCAAAAGAUUUGAACUUAAAAAUAUGAAUGAUACAGCACAAGAUAUCCCCACCAUUCUUGAUGCCAAAGAUUCAAUUCCAGAGCCCCAGGGUACACUGACUGACUCACAGCCCCAAGAUGAGUCAUCUGCAGAGCCUUCUCUUCCUCUGCCUGCACCCAUUCCUGUGGAUGUUCCCAAAGACAAAUGUGCUCAAGUUCCCAUAAGUAAUUUUGCCUGCACUGAUCUCAAAGUGUCAGAAAACCAUAAUGGGCGUAUUUUGCCUAUUUCUCAUCACAGUGAGAAAAUGCCCCUGUCCAAACAGGGAGGAGGAGAAGCAAACCCUCCUUCAUCCCCAGAGCAUAGCCCAGAAGCUAUGGUAAAUGAGUGUCCAUCCAAGGUCCUUGUCCAGGUCAGGUCCUUCGUUCUUCCCAUGGAGAGCACCCAGGAUGUGAGCUCCCAGAUCAUUUCAGAAAGUUCUGAAGUUAAAGAAGUGCAGUUGCCAAGUUGUCACAAUAAUGAACUUGAAGUGGUUUCCGUUGCAAGUUGUGCUCCCCAGCAAGAGGAAGUGCUGGGUGUAUCACCCAAACACACUCACUGCAAAGAGGAACAUGUGGCAAAAUCUGUCCCUCAGAUCACACCACCAGAAUGCGAGAAAGCUCUGCCCAUCCAGGCUGAAAGUCAGGGCAGCCAAGCACACUCAGUGGCUGAGUGCAGCCCCACCAACUCUCCCACCAGCAGAAAUCAUUCAGAAACUUCCCAGAGGCCAGAUCAAAACAUGGUGAAUGGCAAGGACACCCCUACGGGUCUUUUGAAUGUUUCUGCUGGUAGUGAUGAUAGUGUAUUUGAUUCUUCCUCUGACAUGGAAAAAUUCACAGAAAUUAUCAAAAAUAUGGACAGCACUAUUUGUGUGCCCCAGAAGAAAAAGAAGGCCAGGAUGCCAAACUCCCCUGCCCCUCACUUUGCUAUGCCUCCUAUUCACGAGGACAAUUUAGAAAAGGUGUUUGAUUCCAACGUGUUCACCUUUGGUUUGGGGAAGAAGAAGGAAAGCCAGACAGAAAUGUUACCUGCUUUACAUUUGAUGCAGAACCUUGAUUCCAAAUCCAAACUGAGACCCAAACGUGCAUCCACCGAGCAGAGUGUCCUCUUCAAGUCCUUGCACACGAACACUACUAAUGGAAAAACUGAACAUCAGGCCACUUUAGAAAAAAAUGACAAAGAGAACAGGGAUGUUACCAGCGGUGGAGUUAAGAGAUCAAGGUUAGAAAAAAGCGCACUUUUCUCAAGCAUGUUAUCUUCUUUGCCACAAGACAAAGUCUUCUCUCCCUCUGUGACGACAGUCAACACUAUGACUACUUCUUUCAGCACUUCUCAGAACAGUUCUCUGUCUCGGUCUUCAGUGGUACAGCCCGUGACGGAGGGUGCCCCACCCUGUGGCUUAGACAAAGAGCAGCCAAGUCUUCCACCCCACCACUCCUUGAAGGUCUUCAAUUUCAACUCAUCAAAUGCAUCUCAUUCAGAUCUGAAAAGUCCAAGCCACAUGGAGAAACACUUGCAAAAAGAGGAAAACAAAGAAGACCUGAAUUCACGAUGCAACCUACACUUGCCAGAAACGAAAUUUUCCAAAUCAAAAAACAAUGAUGGUAUGGAAAAGGCUAAUCAUAUUGAAAGUGUUAUUAAAUCAAACUUGCCAAACCAUGGAAACAGUGACACCGACUUCAUGGGUCUUUUCAAAUCAAGCCGGUAUGACCCCAGCAUUUCUUUUUGUGGAAUGUCAUUACCAGAUACGACGACACCGAGAGGAAGUAUUCAAAAUAAACUCAAUCCCCGACCUGGAAAGGUGGUGAUAUUCAUUGAGCCUGAUGUCUCGGAGGAGUGCAUUGAAAUUUUCAGUGACAUUGAAGAUUGCACUUCUUGGAACCUCUCUCCAGUAGUACUCGUGAAAGUUGUCAGAGGAUGUUGGAUUUUGUAUGAGAAACCAAAUUUUGAAGGACAUUCCAUCCCCUUAGAAGAAGGUGAAUUGGAAUUGUCUGCUCUCUGGGGAAUAGAAGAUAUUUUGGAAAGAAAUGAGGAGGUAGAGUCUGAUAAGCCUGUAGUGAUUGGUUCAAUCAGACACGUCGUCCAGGAUUACAGAAUUAGUCAAAUUGAUUUAUUUACUGAACCAGAGGGGUUAGGACUCCUAAAUUCCUACUUUGAUGACAUUGAAGAAAUGCAGGGAUUUGGUGUCAUGCAGAAGACAUGUUCCAUUGAGGUGCACUGGGGCACAUGGCUGAUUUAUGAAGAGCCUGGAUUUCAAGGUAUCCCUUUCAUCUUGGAACCUGGUAUAUACCCUGACUUAUCCUUCUGGGAUACAGAGGAAGCAUACAUUGGGUCCAUGCGGCCUCUGAAAAUGGGUGGACGUAAAGUUGAAUUCCCGACAGAUCCAAAGGUUGUUAUUUAUGAAAAGCCUUUCUUUGAAGGAAAAUGUAUGGAACUAGAAACAGAACUGUGUAGUGUUGUCACUGGGGAGACAGAAGUGACUGGAGAUGGUUGCUUGCCCCUUUCGUCAGUGGGGUCUAUGAAAGUUCUAAGAGGCAUUUGGGUUGCCUAUGAGAAGCCUGGAUUUGCAGGUCAUCAGUAUUUGCUAGAAGAAGGAGAAUACAAGAACUGGAAAGACUGGGGAGGUUAUAAUGGAGAGCUUCAGUCCUUACGACCCAUAUUAGGGGAUUUUUCAAAUGCUCACAUGAUUAUGUACAGUGAAAAAAACUUUGGAUCCAAAGGUUCCAGUAUUGAUGUGUUAGGAAUUGUUGCUAAUUUAAAGGAGACUGGAUAUGGAGUGAAGACACAGUCUAUUAAUGUACUGAGUGGAGUAUGGGUAGCCUAUGAAAAUCCUGACUUCACUGGAGAACAGUAUGUUCUGGAUAAAGGCUUUUACACCAGUUUUGAGGACUGGGGAGGCAAAAAUUGUAAGAUUUCUUCUGUCCAACCCAUAUGUUUGGAUUCUUUCACUGGCCCAAGGAGACGAAACCAGAUUCACUUGUUUUCGGAACCACAAUUUCAAGGUCAAAGUCAAAGUUUUGAAGAGACAACAAAUCAAAUUGAUGAUUCAUUUUCUACCAAGUCCUGCAGAGUUGUAGGAGGGAGCUGGGUUGCAUAUGAUGGAGAAAAUUUCUCUGGCAAUCAGUACGUGUUGGAAGAAGGCCACUAUCCUUGUCUCUCUGCAAUGGGAUGCCUGCCUGGAGCAACUUUCAAGUCUCUUCGUUUUAUAGAUGUGGAAUUUUCUGAACCAACAAUUAUUCUUUUUGAAAGAGAAAACUUCAAAGGAAAAAAGAUUGAACUUAAUGCAGAGACAGUUAAUCUCCAAUCCCUGGGAUUCAACACACAAAUACGCUCUGUUAAGGUUAUUGGUGGCAUAUGGAUUACUUAUGAAUAUGGCAAUUACAGAGGUCGACAGUUCCUAUUGUCACCAGCAGAAGUACCGAGUUGGUAUGAAUUCAGUGGCUGUCGCCAAAUAGGUUCUCUACGACCUUUCGUUCAGAAACGAAUUUAUUUCAGACUUCGAAACAAAGCAACAGGGUUAUUUAUGUCAACCAAUGGCAACUUAGAGGAUCUGAAGCUUCUUAGAAUACAGGUCAUGGAAGAUGUUGGUGCUGAUGAUCAGAUUUGGAUUUAUCAGGAAGGAUGCAUCAAAUGCAGGAUAGCAGAAGACUGUUGCCUGACAAUUGUGGGCAGCCUGGUAACAUCUGGCUCAAAGCUGGGCCUGGCGCUGGACCAGAGUGUUGACAGUCAGCUCUGGUGCAUGAAGCCAGAUGGCAGGAUCCACAGCAAGCUGAAGCCCAAUUUAGUUUUAGAUAUCAAAGGGGGUGCGCAGUAUGACCAAAAUCACAUUAUCCUCAACACAAUCAGCAGAGACAAGUUAACACAAGUGUGGGAAGCCAUGGUCCUAUGAACCUGAAGAACGGAUGCAGGGGGAAUCUCUCUGGAGGUCUUUCCAGCUGCCUUAUUUGAGAAACACAAAAGGACAGUGGUGAUGGAGGAGCCAAAUGGAGUGACACCUUCUUCCAUCUUGAAUGACACUGCCAUGUCUGGGAGAAUCAUCUCAUCUUUUCAAAAGACUGUAAUAAUUUUAAACCAAUAAUUUGUCUUCCUUUCAUUUCUUGCCUUUCAUUUUCUCUCAGUAGCUACUUAAACAGGUUGCAUCAUUAGCAGCUUUGGGGUGUUUAAGAUGUUGUAAGAAGACUUCAAGACUAUAUGGACAUUUAAAAUUAUUUCCAAAGAUAGUAAUGGAGAGAACAGGACCAAAUUUACUGACUUUGUGGACUUAAAAAUCUCUUACACUUUAAAGGGAAGGAUAGAAACCUAAGUUUGUAAGGUAGAAGACUAUUGAGCAUCUGAGAAACAUGCUUUAUUAGGCCUGUACCUUUGGUUCUUGGCCUUAAUGUUUUCUGGAACCAUUAAUUAUCAUUGAUAAUAAAGUGGGAAAGCCUUAUAUAUAUUCAGAAAUAUUAUAAGUAUACACAAAUACUAUUUUCUUUCAGUUAAUAUUUAAAAAUUAGUAAACUGAUGGAAUUUCAUGUCCAUGUCUGCUAACAUUUAUUAGCAGAAUUUGGAUUAUUCUAGGGACUGCCCUAGAACGUCACAAGUGAAUGUUCAAUGCCUUUCUCAAAGCUGCUACUGGAACAGUAUUAUCAUGGCCUAAUUUAUUAGCCUCUCCUUCCUUAUCUGCAAGUACUGAAGCCAUGUUCUAUAGUUUUUUUUGCUAAAGUCAGACCUUUUAACUAAUUUCCAGGCACUACUGAGUGGGACAGGCUCAGAUAUGAAGGUACUGGGGGUACUACAGCCCUGAUAUUUCCUUCUGGUAGCAGAAAGAGAGGUGUGCAAAGCUCCAGGGGAUGGCCAGCACUCAUGUCCAGAAAGUAAAGGAGAAGAGACCCUUGAGGCUGGUGGUGGUCAAAUGUUGGAGCUCUGCAAGCCCACGAAUGCUGUAAGCAAUUCAAAAAUGCAAAGGAACUAUUUCACUUGCUGCUCUGUUGGUUCUGUUUUGAACUAAACUGCUAAAUGUUUCCUUGAGUACCUCCUUCCUCUUUUUUGUCCUUGUCACUGAAUACCGGUGCUCUUGUCACAAGUAGAACAAAUCUUGUUUCCAUUUCUCUGUUCAGGUGUUUCCAUUUCUAAAAUGUGAUCCUCCCUGAAGUCCAUAGGCAACUGUGGUCAUUAGAAUAAUUUACCUUCAGUUUUAAAAUAAUGUUUGCACAUGUACAACCGCGCCAAGAGGUCUGUCUCAUUCUUAGAUGUAUAGCUCUGAUUUUAGGCAUUUUGUGUAUAUCAUUACAGAAUGGUGGGGUAAGAUAUUCUAUAAUAACCUGUGCUGAAUUUACCUCUUGAAUAAACUUGUUUCUGGUUAACUAUAUUGGUGAAAUCUCCUAUAGUCCAUUCAGAACCCUCAUCUAAACUUCCAAGAGUCAGCCAGCAGAUUAGAAACAAAUGUCUGACAGAGUAGGAUGAGGCUGGCUCAAGGGUCCUGGUGUGACGGCAGGGAAGGUUUUGCUGACCACCCUCUAACCGGAUAAGACAGCAAGUGAGGUCCUGGCUCACCUACGCGCUUUUGAGUACCUGACACCUCACUACUGCCCUCUGGGACAAGAGCUGAGACUGCUCCAAGUGGAAGUUAAGAGCAGUUAGUAUUUACAAAUGGAAAAACAUCUUUUUCUUUUGAAGUAAAUUUGUACUAAGACAACUCUAGAGAAACCUGCUACCAAAUGAGCAUCUAACAGGAAAAAACAAAGUGAAAUCUUCUCAAAACAAGUCUCAAAGGUCUGAUAAUGGGUGUGAGUCAAUAAAAAACACUCAUGUUAAUGAGACACUAGAGAUUCUGAAGUACAUACUGCGAUGGGUGUAUUGGUGAAAUACCUAAAUGCAGUCGUAGGAGGUCAGAUAAUAGCCAACUGGACUCCAUUGGAAUGGUGGCAAUUUCCACAGAAAAGUCCCCAGAGAAGCAUGUUUCCAUUGCUGAAAGAGGCCCAGCCAUUAUGCAAAACUUAGGGUUUACAGAAGUUAGAAACUUUAGCUUUAACCCUUUGAAUAUUAAGAGAGCAAGCAAUCAAAUCACAGGCCAGGUUUUAAUAGAUGACUGUAAGAGAUUCCAAACUUCUAUGAUAACCACACUAGAGCAGGGGAAUAAAAAUGAAAGUGUGUUAGUUUUCUGUUACUAUGACAAAAUGAAAGUGUGUUAGCUUUCUGUUACUAUGACAAAAUACCAAGUUAUAAGGAGGAAAUGUUUAUUUUGGCUCACUGUUUUGGAGGUUUCAGUUCAUGGUCAGUUUGCUCCAUUGCUUUUGUGCCUGUGGUGAGGAGCUCAACAGGGUAGCACGGUAGAGGAAGAUGCUUACCUGAUGGAGGCCAGGAAACAGGGAGGCAGGAGGGGGCUAGGAUCCCAAUAUCCCCUCCGAGGUCAUGAUCCCAACAACCUACCUUGCUUCCACUAGGUCCCAAAGGUUCUGCCACUCCCCAGAUGGCCACAGACUGGGGACAAAGAUUGGCCUUUGGGGGACAUUCCAGAUCCAAACUAUAGCAUUCCACCCUGGCCCCAAAGACUCAUUUCCAUUUCACAAGGCAAAAUGAAUUCCAUCCAUCUCCAAGAGUUCUCAAAAUCUUAACAGUUCUACUACUAAUCAAAAAUUCAAGUCCAGAGUCUCCUCUGAGACUCGAGACAAACUCUUAGCUGUGAGCCCCUAUAAAAAUCAAAAGAACAUAUGGUUCCAAGAUACAAUGGGACAGGGUAAAUAUUGGAAUAUUCCCAUUCCAAUAUGGAGGAAUAGGGGCACAGAAAGGUAGGACUGGAACGAAGCUAAACCGAAACCCAGUAAGGCAAAACCUUAAAUCCUACAGCUAUAUCCACCAGGACACAUGAUGUUAUGCUGUGAGGGCCAAAGUGCUUGGACAGCACCACCCAAGACUUACUAGUACAGACUUACUAGUCGCAGCCCCCACGACCACUCUCAGGCUCUUUCCUGCCAGUAGCUCCUGACAGGUAUUCCGCGUACCUGGCAUGUAUAACUUCCUGGGGUCUUCAUGGUGACUUCAGCUUCACUCUUAAACUUCAUGAAUCUCCCUGCUAGGAGCUCUUUGCAGGGACUCUGACCCUGCCACCCACUGCCCAGCCUCCCAGGCUUUCCUGAAAUCUUGGUAGAAGGAAGACUCAGUGACCCAAGACCUCCUACAUUCUGCAUGCCUGCCAAACCAGCAUCAUGAGGGCAAUGAUAGGUGGCAACCAUGUCCAUGCUGGUUCAAACCACUGCUGCAGUGGCCCGAGUUCCGGCCAAACACAGGAAAUAAAUCCUGGGAAACAAUUCCCUAGAUGGCUCUGUGCACAGAGUGUCCCCAGGGCUCUCUCUUCAAACAAAACUCGUAUCAAUUCCUGAGAUGCCCUAAAGGCAUCUUCCUUAUUGUCCAAGUUCGAAGUACGUGGCUUCUUAUUAAUUAUGCUGCUCUCUUUAGCACCCUCCUUGUUGGCCCCUAAAAUGAGCUUCUUUUCUGGCUGAAAUGCAGUUUUUCCUAAUUUUUCCACACUUCUCUUUGCUCCUGAUUCUCACUGUAUAUCUGACUAAAAGAGGCCAAUAAUACCUAUGCUGCUGUCUGAAUACUGUGCUGCCUUGAAAUUUCCUCCUCCAGAUAAACUAACCCAUUGCCUUUAAAUUAGCCUUAUACAAAGUCUCAGGGAAUGGACAUAAUAUAACAAAGUUCUUUGCCAGACUGUUAACCCAGAUGGCUGCUGGUCCAAUUCCUAAUAGUGUCUUUACUUAAUCUGCAGCUUGAUCAGCAAGUCUUACUGUCUGCAUUCCUAUCAGCAUUUUAGCCUUGAGCCAUCGCCAGGCUCACCCAUUAAAUUCCAUUUGCAGCAUUCUAGUUUUCUAUAGUCUGCUUCUCCAAACUUUUCUAAAUUUUCCAUGCAAACCAAUUCCCAAGGCUUCUGAAUAAAGUAUAGUCACAGCAAUGCUCCUACUUCUUAGUACCAAUAUUCUGUGUUAGCUUUUCAUUACUGUAACAAAUACCUGGGAUAAUCAAGUUAUAAGGAGGAAAUGCUUAUUUUGGCUCAGUUUUGGAGGUUUCAGUUCAUGUCAUUGGGCUCUGUUGCUUUGGGGCCUGUGGUGAAGCAGCACAUCAUGGUGGAAGCAAAGGGUGGAGGAAAAUGCUCACUUCAUGGCAGGUAGGAAGCAAAGAAAGGCAGGGAGGAACCAGGAUCCCAGUAUCUCCUCCAAGGCACAUUCCCAACGACCUAGCUUCCUCCUACUAAUUCUACCACUUAAAGGUUCCACAACCUCCCAAUAAUACCAUGGGCCUUUGGGGGACAUCCAGAUCCAAACUGUGGCAGCCAGUUAGAAAGUGUUCACUGAUGAAUUCAAGAAGAAACUAGCUUUUGUUCUACUCAAUUAACAAACAUUUAUUUUGUGAUGCCAGGUAUGGAAGCAAGGAACUCAUGCAUACAAGCAAGUGCUUUAUCACUGAGCUAUACUCCCAGUCCAGAGCAAGUUUUUAAAAUAACUUUUCAUUCACAAACUGAAAGUUUUAGGAUCUCAUAAAUACUAUGAUAAUAAAACAAGGUUUGAGUUGCUCAAAGAGAAGGUACCACAGCAAUCUGUAAGCUGAUGUCAAAGAGCAGCUUUAAAAGAAUAUGCAAUUCUCACUGACUACAGACAAGUCCAAGUGCUGAUGUGUUUGUAUAAACUACUGGCAAGUUAUUGGCAAAAAAAAAGGUGUGUUUAUUUUUUUAAGCCUAUCAUGGAACUUAUAAUCUAAUAUGGAAAAAUGUUUGAGGGGGAUGGCUAGAAAAUGUUUGGACCACAGCACUCACCAAAUAAAAAAGUCAACAAUCA
This is a messenger RNA of Sciurus carolinensis (gray squirrel), 11477 nucleotides long. It is a transcript of the gene Crybg1, whose product is annotated as crystallin beta-gamma domain containing 1. The coding region runs from base 197 to 6553 and encodes 2118 amino acids. NCBI's taxonomy places the organism in Eukaryota, Metazoa, Chordata, Mammalia, Rodentia, Sciuridae. The transcript has 22 exons. The record is from RefSeq and is a predicted model, not a curated record.